Messenger RNA from Erinaceus europaeus (western European hedgehog), 4152 nucleotides. RefSeq names its product tripartite motif containing 24 (gene TRIM24). The record is from RefSeq and is a predicted model, not a curated record. Gene Ontology annotation, molecular function: zinc ion binding; protein binding. The transcript has 19 exons. Bases 391 to 3582 code for a protein of 1063 amino acids. Lineage: Eukaryota; Metazoa; Chordata; Mammalia; Eulipotyphla; Erinaceidae.
CGCCGGGGGGGCGAGGGGUGGUUCGCGUGUGUUGUGGGGGGAAAGACCCCCCACACACACGUGAGGAAGGCGGGGAGCUGCGAGCGGCCGGACUGGGCGGAUUCGACGAGCGCCGUGGCGGUUGGCGAGGCGGCCCGGGGCGCAGCCUCCCCGGGUGCGAGAAGCGGUCUCCGCUCACAAGAGUCCCUUCUUCCGCCCGCGACACCCGGCAGGCGGGUCCCCGGGGCCUGAAGAGGCGGCCGCGGCGCGGGCCUGUGCCCCCGCCACCCCCCCGGCUCCCGGGGGACGCGCGAGCGGCCUUGUGAGGCGGCGGCGGCCGAGGUCGUCGGGGGCGGCGGGCGCGCUCCCUUUCGCGGCGGCGGCGGCGGCGGCGGCGGCGGCGGCAGGACAAUGGAGGUGGCGGUGGAGAAGGCGGCGGCGGCGGCGGGCGCGGUGGCUCUGGCGGCAGCCACCGGGGGGCCUUCGGCGGCGGCGGCGGCUGCAGCGGCGGCGCCGAGCGGGGAGAACGAGGCCGAGAGCCGCCAGGGCCCGGACUCAGAGCGCGGCGGCGAGGCGGCCCGGCUCAACCUGUUGGACACUUGCGCCGUGUGUCACCAGAACAUCCAGAGCCGGGCGCCCAAGCUGCUGCCCUGCCUGCACUCCUUCUGCCAGCGCUGCCUGCCGGCGCCCCAGCGCUACCUCAUGCUGCCCGCGCCCAUGCUCGGCUCGGCCGACACCCCGCCGCCCCUGCCCGGCCCGGGCCCCGGCCCCGGCCCCGGCUCGCCGGGCGGCAGCUCGUCGCCCUUCGCCACCCAAGUUGGAGUCAUUCGGUGCCCGGUUUGCAGCCAGGAAUGUGCAGAGAGACAUAUCAUAGAUAACUUUUUUGUGAAGGACACCACAGAGGUUCCCAGCAGUACAGUUGAAAAGUCUAAUCAGGUGUGUACAAGCUGUGAGGACAAUGCAGAAGCUAAUGGAUUUUGUGUAGAGUGUGUGGAGUGGCUCUGUAAGACCUGCAUCAGAGCUCAUCAGAGGGUGAAGUUCACAAAAGAUCACACUGUGAGGCAGAAAGAAGAAGUUUCUCCAGAGGCAGUUGGUGUGACCAGUCAGCGACCUGUGUUUUGUCCUUUUCAUAAAAAGGAGCAACUGAAGCUUUACUGUGAAACAUGUGACAAACUGACGUGUCGGGACUGCCAGUUAUUAGAACAUAAAGAACAUAGAUAUCAAUUUAUAGAAGAAGCUUUUCAGAAUCAGAAAGUGAUCAUAGAUACACUAAUCACCAAACUUAUGGAAAAAACAAAAUAUAUAAAAUUCACAGGAAAUCAGAUCCAAAACAGAAUAAUUGAAGUAAAUCAAAAUCAAAAGCAGGUGGAACAGGAUAUCAAGGUUGCCAUAUUCACACUGAUGGUUGAGAUCAAUAAAAAAGGAAAGGCCCUACUACAUCAGCUUGAGAGCCUUGCAAAGGACCAUCGCAUGAAGCUUAUGCAACAGCAACAGGAAGUGGCCGGACUUUCUAAGCAGUUGGAACAUGUCAUGCAUUUUUCUAAAUGGGCAGUUUCCAGUGGCAGCAGUACAGCAUUACUGUAUAGCAAGCGGCUGAUUACAUACCGGUUACGGUACCUCCUUCGAGCAAGGUGUGAUGCUUCCCCCGUGACCAACAAUACCAUCCAGUUUCACUGUGAUCCCAGUUUCUGGGCACAAAAUAUUCUCAAUUUAGGUUCUUUAGUAAUCGAAGACAAAGAGAGUCAGCCACAAAUGCCUAAGCAGAAUCCUGUCGUGGAACAGAAUUCACAGUCACCAGGUGGUUUAUCUUCAAACCAGUUAUCCAAGUUCCCAACACAGAUCAGCCUAGCUCAGUUGCGACUCCAGCAUAUGCAGCAACAGGUAAUGGCUCAGAGGCAACAGGUGCAACGGAGGCCAGCACCUGUGGGUUUACCAAACCCUAGAAUGCAGGGGCCCAUCCAGCAACCUUCCAUCUCUCAUCAGCAACCCCCUCCACGUUUGAUAAAUUUUCAAAAUCACAAACCCAAUGGUCCAGCUCUUCCUCCUCAUCCUCAGCAGAUGAGAUAUCCACCAAACCAGAAUAUACCACGACAAGCAAUAAAACCCAACCCCCUGCAAAUGGCUUUCUUGGCUCAACAAGCGAUAAAACAGUGGCAGAUCAGCAGCGGGCAGGCCCCCCCAUCAACUGCCAGCAGCACGUCCUCUACUCCCUCCAGCCCCACCAUCACUAGCGCAGCGGGAUAUGAUGGCAAGGGCUUUGGCUCACCUAUGAUUGAUUUGAGCGCACCAGUGGGAGGCUCUUACAAUCUCCCUUCUCUCCCAGAUAUUGACUGUUCAAGUACUAUUAUGUUGGACACUGUUAUUGUGCGGAAAGAUGCUAGUACAGAUCCUGGCCCGCCACGCCCGCCUUCAAACAGAACAGUCCAGUCGCCAAAUUCAUCGGUGCCAUCUCCAGGCCUUGCAGGUCCAGUUACUAUGACUAGUGUACAUCCACCAAUCCGUUCACCUAGUGCCUCCAGCGUUGGGAGCCGAGGAAGUUCUGGCUCUUCCAGCAAACCAGCAGGAGCUGAUUCCACACACAAAGUUCCAGUGGUCAUGUUGGAACCAAUCCGAAUAAAACAAGAAAACAGUGGACCACCUGAAAAUUAUGAUUUUCCUGUUGUUAUAGUGAAACAAGAAUCAGAUGAAGAAUCUAGACCUCAAAAUACUAACUAUCCAAGAAGUAUCCUUACCUCCCUGCUCUUAAAUAGCAGUCAGAGCUCUGCUUCUGAGGAGUCUGUGCUAAGAUCAGAUGCCCCUGAUAGCACAGGAGAUCAACCUGGACUUCAACAGGAGAAUUCCUCAAAUGGAAAGCCUGAGUGGCUGGAUGCCUCCCAGAAGUCACCCCUUCACGUCGGAGAGCUGAGGAAAGAGGACGACCCCAAUGAGGACUGGUGUGCAGUUUGUCAGAAUGGCGGGGAGCUCCUUUGCUGUGAGAAGUGUCCCAAAGUAUUCCAUCUUUCUUGCCAUGUGCCCACAUUGGCAAAUUUUCCGAGUGGAGAGUGGAUUUGCACUUUCUGCCGAGACUUAUCUAAACCAGAAGUGGAAUAUGAUUGUGAUGCGCCUAGUCACAACACAGAGAAAAAGAAAGCUGAAUGCCUUGCUAAAUUAACACCAAUAGAUAAAAGGAAAUGUGAAAGACUACUUUUAUUUCUUUACUGCCAUGAAAUGAGCUUGGCUUUUCAAGACCCAGUUCCUCUAACUGUGCCUGAUUAUUACAAAAUAAUUAAAAAUCCAAUGGACUUGUCAACCAUCAAGAAAAGACUACAAGAAGAUUAUUCUAUGUAUACAAAGCCUGAAGAUUUUGUAGCUGAUUUUAGAUUGAUCUUUCAGAAUUGUGCUGAAUUCAAUGAGCCUGAUUCAGAAGUAGCUAAUGCUGGCAUAAAACUUGAAAGUUAUUUUGAAGAACUUCUAAAGAACCUUUAUCCAGAAAAGAAGUUUCCUAAACUGGAAUUCAGGAAUGAAUCAGAAGACAAUAAAUAUAGUGAUGACUCAGAUGAUGACUUUGUACAGCCUAGGAAGAAACGCCUCAAGAGUAUAGAUGAACGCCAGUUGCUCAAAUAAACAGCACCAUUGAUGUGUGCUGAUUUUUAGAUUUUUUGUUUAUUUCAUUUUACAAAAAAUGCAUUUGGUCAGUAAUGUAAUGUCAUUACAAAGAAAGUUGUGACCACUCUGACUUGUAUGUUUUUGACACUUCCUGGACUUCGGUUUCCUUAAUAACUCCUUUCUUUUUAACUUUUUUAUUAAGAAAGAAAAAGAGUGGAAAGUUAGAGGGAAAAAGGAAGAAUCAUCAACAAGAUGAAAAGACAUUCUUGUUUUCCCCCAGUUCUUGAAUUUGAAAGCUACAAUCUGGGGUGCUAGCUAGAAGGAAAUAGACUUUGUAUGUUGAUGUGGUUUGGAUAUGUGCUUUGUUCAAUUUUUAGAAAGUACCACUACCCAUUAAUUAUGGCCCAACCAUGAUUUAGGAGAACUGUACUUAAGAUGUGUUCUCCAUGAACAUGAGUGGGUAAUAAGAGAUCUAUUCCAGGAUGCCAACUGGUGCAUCAAAAAAGUAGAUUAGAUGCUGUUAAGAUGGCACCUAAUAGUGUAUCAUGUAAGAUGGCAACUGUAUUAAAGGAAAAGCAGGAAAACAAA